Molecule: messenger RNA, 765 nt
Organism: Sorex araneus (European shrew)
Lineage: Eukaryota; Metazoa; Chordata; Mammalia; Eulipotyphla; Soricidae
Gene: ZWINT
Product: ZW10 interacting kinetochore protein
Exons: 7
Coding region: 1-729 (242 amino acids)
Biological process (GO): mitotic cell cycle checkpoint signaling; establishment of localization in cell; mitotic sister chromatid segregation
Cellular component (GO): kinetochore; cytosol; dendrite
Source: RefSeq, a predicted model, not a curated record
AUGGAGGCGGCCGCCGAGACCGCGGCGGAAGCUGCUGCCAGAGAGACCUUGGCUGAGGUAACAAACAUCAUCUCAGAGCCUAGAGGCCUGCAGGAAGACUCAGAACUACCAGCGCAGAUCAUGGCGGAGUUUGUGGUGGACUCUCGAAAGAAAGACAAGCUGCUCUGUAGUCAGCUUCAGGUGGUAGACUUCCUGCAAAACUUCUUGGCUCAGGAAGAUGCUAUCCAGGGCCUGGAUCCCAUGGCUUCUGAAGACACAAGCCGGCAGAAGGCAAUUGAAGCCAAAGAGCAGUGGAAAGAGCUGAAGGCCACCUACCAUGAGCAUGUGGAGGACAUCACAAGUGCCUUGACCUACGUUCUUUCCAAGGUGGAAGAGACUCAAGCAAAGCGGGUGCAGCUCCAGGAGGCUCUUGAACAUCUCCAGGCCAAGAAGCAAGUGGCAAUGAAGAAACGCAAAGCAGCCCAAAAGCAAUGGCGUCUGCAACAGGAGAAGCAUCUGCAGUGUGUGGCGGAAGCUUCUGCAGAAGUAAGGGCACGUCAGGAAGGAACUCAGCAGGCACUUGAGAGGCUAGAAGAGGAAGUUGAAACCCUGAAGCAGAAGGCAGGACAGGAGCAAGACAAGCUGCAGAGGCAUCAGACUUUCCUCCAGCUGCUGUCCAUCCUGCAGGGUAAGCCACUAUCCCUUGAGUCAGAGAAUGAAACGGCCACCACAGGAGGGGAACCUUCCUGAGGAUAAGCCCCAGCAACUUACCCAGCACCAUGUGAG